GAUUAAUAAUUAACUAAAAUGGUGCUAUUUAAAUUAAGUUUAGUUUUUUUAGUUGCUUUUAUAGGAAUUGAGAGCGUUUAUGGUAAACAAGGUAUAGGUCCAGGUGAGCAAGAUUGGGGCUAUGUGACUGUACGAGAAGGUGCCCACAUGUUCUGGUGGUUGUACCACACAACCGCCCCUGUAUCCGACUCUGCAGAGAGACCCUUAGUUGUCUGGUUACAAGGCGGACCUGGUGCCAGUUCAACUGGCUAUGGAAAUUUCGAAGAAUUGGGCCCGUUGGAUAUAAACCUCAAUGAACGUAAUUACACUUGGGUUAAAGAAAUGAACGUGUUGUUCAUUGAUAAUCCUGUAGGAUCAGGCUUCAGUUACACAGAUAAAUAUGAGCAUUUUACAAAAAAUAACCAUGAUAUUGCAAUGGAUUUAGUACAACUGAUGCACGUUUUUUUUAAAUUGCAACCAAAAUUUAAAACCGUACCAUUCUAUGUUGUAGCAGAAUCAUAUGGUGGAAAAAUGGCAGCAGAAUUCGUCUACGAAUUAUAUAACGAAAUACAAGCUGGAAAAAUCGAAUGCAAUUUGAAAGGAGUUGUUUUGGGUGAUUCUUGGAUAUCACCAAUGGAUUCUGUAUGGGCCUGGGCGCCCUAUUUAUACAACAAUGGCAUAGUUGAUAAAAAAGGCUACAAUGCUAUAAUGGAAGCAGCAAACGAGACCCAAGAAGCAUUUGAUGAUAGAGACUUUGAAGAAGCCACUAAUAAAUGGGCUUAUACAGAAUACGUUAUUAUGAAUUAUACAAGUAAUGUUGAUUUUUAUAACAUACUUGAGAAGGUGUCCGAAAGAAAUAAGAGAGCCUUGAUGGAGGCCUUUGAAUCAAGUACUAGAGAUGGUCUUUUCGAGUUAAUGGCGAACUACGGACGACGAGCUGCUGAUCCUUUAAAUACCUUAAUGAAUGGAUUAGUUGCAGAAGUCCUCGACAUACCCAAAGAUGUGAGGUGGGGACAACAGAGUAGUCAAACCUUUCAAGUUUUGAAAGGAGACUUUAUGAAACCUUGCAUUGAAAUGGUUGAAAAUUUGCUUAACAAAACCGACUUAGAAGUUGUGGUAUUCACAGGCCAAUUGGAUUUAAUUGUUAAUACACCAGGAACUAUAAAAUGGGUAUCCAAAUUGCGCUGGCCCGAAAAAGAACAGUGGUCAGAAUCAAUUAGAUAUCCUUUGACGGUAAAAUCGAUUGUAGAAGGUUAUUAUCAAAAAUACGGACGAUUUAGCCUUUAUUGGAUUAACAGAUCAGGACAUAUGGUGCCAAAUGAUAAUCCUGCAGCUAUGGGAAAGAUCUUGAGAGAUCUUACUUCGUAUGGAUAGAAAAUGAAUGUUCAGCAAUGACGAU
Molecule: messenger RNA, 1378 nt
Organism: Ctenocephalides felis (cat flea)
Lineage: Eukaryota; Metazoa; Arthropoda; Insecta; Siphonaptera; Pulicidae
Product: retinoid-inducible serine carboxypeptidase-like
Exons: 10
Coding region: 19-1353 (444 amino acids)
Biological process (GO): proteolysis
Molecular function (GO): serine-type carboxypeptidase activity
Source: RefSeq, a predicted model, not a curated record